Messenger RNA from Saxophila tyrrhenica, 996 nucleotides. RefSeq names its product rRNA-binding ribosome biosynthesis protein rpf2 (gene RPF2). Gene Ontology annotation, molecular function: rRNA binding. The coding region runs from base 1 to 996 and encodes 331 amino acids. Gene Ontology annotation, biological process: ribosomal large subunit assembly; maturation of LSU-rRNA from tricistronic rRNA transcript (SSU-rRNA, 5.8S rRNA, LSU-rRNA). Lineage: Eukaryota; Fungi; Ascomycota; Dothideomycetes; Mycosphaerellales; Extremaceae. Gene Ontology annotation, cellular component: nucleolus. The record is from RefSeq and is a predicted model, not a curated record. The transcript has 2 exons.
AUGCUACCAAUACGAGAGAUCAAGCCCAAGAACGCGCGGACGAAACGCUUCCUCGACAACAAGGCGCCACAGCAGAAUGAGAACGCACGACAAACUCUUUUCCUCCGCUAUACCUCGACCUCAGAGAUCACCAACCUCUUGACGACCGACCUAUGCUCGCUCAAGAAGCCACUCUCCCUCAAGUUCAACAAGAAGAACUCAAUCCACCCCUUUGAAGAUGCGAGCAGUCUCGAGUUCUUCUCCGAGAAGAACGAUGCCAGUCUCGUGGUCUACUCUUCCACCUCGAAGAAGAGGCCGCACUGUCUGACACUGGUACGGUUCUUUGGCUACAAGGUGCUAGAUAUUCUAGAAUUACUUGUACAGGAAGACACAAUGCGGACGAUGUCACAAUUCAAGAACGGCACGGCGAGGGUAGGCCUGAAGCCUCUACUUUCGUUCUCUGGCUCGGCAUUCGAAUCGCCCACCGCGAAUGCGUACACGCUUGCGAAGAGCAUUUUCACGGAUAUGUUCAAGGGCGAGGAUGUGUCUAAUGUGGAUGUCGAGGGAUUGCAGUACAUGAUGCACUUUUCAGUGGACGAGGAGGAGCAGGAAAAUGUGAAGCCGAUGAUUCACUUACGGUGCUACCUUCUGAGGACGAAGAGGGCGCCAAACUCGACUUUGCCGAAGGUGGAUGUGGAAGAGAUGGGCCCAAGGGCUGAUUUCAGGGUGGGAAGGGUGCAGGAGGCGGAUCCGGAGAUGUGGAAGGAGGCGAUGAAGAAGCCGAAGUCGCAAGAAGCCAAGACGAAGAAGAAUAUUGAGACAGACAUCAUCGGCGACAAGGUCGGACGGAUCCACGUCGGCAAGCAGGAUCUAUCUGCUUUACAGACCCGCAAGAUGAAAGGCCUCAAGCGGAGUCGAGACGUGGCGGACGACGAAGACGCCUUCACCGGCGCCGACGAUGGCAUCUUGUUUGUGCCUGAGGGUGGCGGUGAUAAGAGAGUCAGGAUGGAAGAGUGA